AUGUUCCGCAGAAAGAGGAGCGCUUCUCAACACCACCAUCCGCUCUCGACCUACUCCACUCAAUCCGCGCAGUCCGCUGCGACACAUGCCUUUCUCAAAUCCAAACCCUCGUCGAGUAGCCUUUCCUCCGCCGCAGCGGCUGCAGCCCUGCGCAGUUCGACGCCUACUCCGAUCUCUGUCGAAAAUGUCCAGACCAAGCGGAUGCUCCAGCGACAGGCGUCAGUCUCGUCGCAGCUUGGGCGCUCCCCCAGCUCUCGCCCGGCGAGUCGGAAUAGCUUGCGUCGCGCCAACAGCUCUGGCUCGAUGAGCGCCCGAACAUUUCGAGAUCAGUCGCCUCGCCGACCAUCCUCCAGUUACGCGCCUGCAGCUGUUGCGCCCCCUCUUCCGUUGAUUCCGCCGAAAUUUGCUUCACGGAGGAGCCAAACUCGACGUUCAGUUAGCUUGGGCCCAGAGAUCUGGUUAUCGCAGUCGGCGGUGCAUGGGACGGAGCGUGCGAUCGGCGCCGGCCAGGGAAUCGAUGAGCCUGGUAGCCCUCAGUCUGUCCAUGGCUUCGGAAGGGAUACGGCUUCUCCAGAACACCAAAGGUCAGGGAGCAGGAAUUCGAUCAAUUUCUCCUAUCCGAUGAAUUCCCGCACCAACUCCCCAACCUUGCCCCCCGGAGUUUCCGAUCGACGAGAUUCGGCGAUCGUCGCAACCCGAACAGGCCAUACCCCGUCUCCGAAUAUCCCCCCUUCUAAGGACUCCGUCGCCCAGUCAAACCCCAAAUCUACUCGACAACCAUCUCGAGGGACAACCCCAGGCAGCCCUGGGCGCAGCCCUCGCCCUGUUGGAACUGCUGUUCUAGCUGCGCAAGUUGCCUCUCGACAUGAUGAGCCUAACACUUCACCCGCUACUUCUCCCCGUGGGGUACGUUAUCGGGAUCAGACGGCUUUCGAACGAUCUCCUAGCCAGAGCCCUGCGUCUGUAGACCGUCGAUCGCGCCAUACCCAAAGCUUGGUCAAACGCCCAUCCACGGUUGUGGAAAACCGCCAGGCUGAGGAGAAUCAAGAACUAAAGUCCCCCAGGGAACAUGAAGAACAUGUACCUAUUAUGAAAAGCUUUCCGGAGGAACCUCCCAGGGCGAAAACGCCGCCUAUCCUUGAGGGUCCACCAGAGUUAUUACAAACGCCUCCCGUUAGCCCCUCGGAAUCGAACCUUUCGGUCGACCUGGACCAGCCAGCUCAUCUGCGUCACUCGAACAGUCCAGGAAGAAUGACUCGCUUUUCCACCCAACUCUCCGUGAUGAAUUUCGCUGGUGAACACUUGCACCAGCCUCCUGCUCGGUCGGUGUCUCCAGCGAAGUCUGCCCUGAAGAAUCCAAGGAAAAGCUCCCUCUCUCCCGACGGUCGAAUCUAUGGGAUUUUGCGGCCCGGUCCGCCCCUGAGUGAGAUCUCCGACGCAACAUCCGUCGCAUCUGAUGACGGGGCACGACCGAACUACCGAAGGAGACCUGUCAAGGUCAGUUUUGAUGAUGAAGCGGAGGUCGUUGGAAUCGCUGCAAGUCCACCAACAUCGCCAGAGGAUGUCGUUCCCGAGCCACCUUCUGGAAAGUCCAAAGAAAAAGCGGCGUGGUUUGGUCUCGAUAAAAGAAAGUCUCAUCCCUUGCGUUCAGUCGAAGUAGAUGAGUUUGAUGGAGUUCUGAAGCCUUGCCCAGCUCUCCCAUCUUUUGGCAGCAUUCGAGGCGGUAGGGAUAGUGCACAGCGAGAGAUAAUCCACCGGGAUCUAAGUGACAACGAGUCGACUGCCUCGUCUGAGUUGAACAUGGGAGUUCCAAGUUGGUCUUUCUCGAGUGACCAUACCUUGGGAAAUAUCAUCCCUCGCGCAACGCCAGAUGGCCUUCAACAACAACAACAACAAGACCGUGUUGACAACACACAGCCACCUGCUCAUGCGGAACCGAUUUUUUUGACGGAAGCUUAUGUCGAGAGUCAAAAGGAAAAUAUUCCGGUAGGGAAACCAGCCCUGCAGGCUUUACACGUCCACAAAACGCUGGAAUCGUCAUCGUUGGAGGUCCGGUCUGAGCAACACCACGUGCUUCCCUCCAAUUCAAAUUUGGCUGUGCCAAACAUUAUGGUUCAACCGGCCACGCCACAACUUGAAAAGGGACGACUGAGCCUUGAGAUCUAUGAUGUUCCAGGCGGCUUCCCGCGGUCAUCUAUAGAUUUUGAGUCUCAAAAGAACAACGGGAGACGGCCUUACGGAAGUACGAAAGGAGACUCUACUGCGGGUGUUGAUCAUGGGGAUAGUGAUGAUGAAUCGAGUGAGAGUAUCUACAGCGAUGCAGAGGAAGAUUUGAAAGGCGAUGGAUUCGGCUCUAUCAAUGCUAUUCUGGGCCCCGAAACAGCUCCCCCCCAAUCGGCGGAAUCAGAGCAUGAAUUCGCAGCUCACCCCCCGGCCGAAAUUGAAGCGAAAAAGCUCGAACAGAAGGCUCCAGGAUCUGAAAUUCCAGAGACCUGCCGAAUCGCACAGGUGGUAACCCCCGUGCCCAGAGUCUCCAGUCCUCCAGCCCCCAACUCUCCAGAUUCCUCAGAUGAGCCCCUUCCAUUUUCUUCGCCGUAUCCCCCGUUUCCCAUCCGGCCCAGAGCGAAGAAGAACUCGCAGGGGAUGCCCCGUUCCUCAACAAUGCCAGUCAAUUCCACCAAGGGCCCAAUGGCAGUAGAGAUCCAUACCAUCGCCAAGGUGCGGGAUCCGGCUCAAUUUCAGGGAAGGAACCCACAGUCUUCUAGGGCCGAGGCAGAUGCCUCUCAACUGCCUCAGGGUCCCGGACAGAACAAGGAACGACCAGCCUCUUGGGCCGGAGCCCUCCGAAAUGGAGGUUCAUACCCAACCGGCGGUGAACAGGAUAUGGACACGAGAAGCGCUCGCAAACCCCGAAGACAGCUUUCGAACGGCAGCGACUCAUCGAGUAGCUUCAAACGAUCCGCCCGUCCUGCUAAAGGGGAUGGUAUGCGCUGGACUCUGCGAGGAGGUCAACCAAGUAACCGAACGUCAGCUUCCCCUACCGAAACCAGAACCUUCUCUUCAGGAAUGGGCGGCGCAGGCACAGGGAACAUGCGCAGCACACUGCGUGGUAGUGUGCAUCGACGUGACAAGUCAUCAUUCUUCUCUACGGGCAAGUCCCCAAAGGGGAAGUUUGCCAAAGACACCAGAAUCCCAUUUACCUCCCGAUUCCCUGACUCAGAGUCAGAUUCGGAUGGCGGGGGAUUCCAGGCUCGAAGACUUCAUCGACGCAAGAAUACAAUGAGUGACGAUGAUAUGCGUCCUGUUCGAGGUAUUCCACGCCGUAGAGGCGCCCAUGAUGGGGACUCGACUGAGCUAGAAGAUAGCUCAGAUGGCGAACGGCAUAUAUCUGCAAGGCCUAGAGCGGAUGCACGUCAGCCCAACCGCACCGGCACCGUUCGAGACCCUGCCCUGGCUGCAGUGGCUAAAUCGCGCGGCAUGACUGAGGAGGAGCUGGAGGACUUGCUUAAGCGCGGCAGCCCACGCAAGCCGGGACUGCUCCACCGUUUCAGUAUGAAAAAAUCCAAGCCACCAGGCGAACGCGGGAAACUCCAGUUUGAUGAGUCUCAGAGCGGUACAAUUCCGGAGCAGCAUGCCGUGAUGGAUGGAACCUACGGGACAAGCGUCCGCAAGGCUUCGAUGCCCGCAGAUUCGCACAGGCUCCUGAAGAAGACAUCUCAGAAAUCUUCUGGCGGUGAUACCUGGCCUCUUCGCUCCGACCGUGGAAAUGCCGCGACCGGGGCCAGCACCGCUGCACCCGCGAGUCACCAGCCCCCACGACCCCAGACGUCUGAUGGGGUUGCUAUAAAUGGCAACGACAAGGCUGGUGCAGCUCCGCCUGCUUUUGAACAUCCCGGUACUCCCCAAAGCCCUCUCAGUGCCGACCAAUCCCCAGCGAACGAUAGCGGCAACUAUGCUUCAGAAGUAACAAUUGAAGCAUCUGGGCGAAAGAAGCGAUUCCAACGGUUCCGCAAGGCUUUUAACCUUCGCGGAUAA
This is a messenger RNA of Aspergillus ochraceoroseus IBT 24754, 4035 nucleotides long. RefSeq lists its product as uncharacterized. Lineage: Eukaryota; Fungi; Ascomycota; Eurotiomycetes; Eurotiales; Aspergillaceae. The transcript is spliced from 2 exons. Bases 1 to 4035 code for a protein of 1344 amino acids. The record is from RefSeq and is a predicted model, not a curated record.